This is a messenger RNA of Leishmania major strain Friedlin, 1425 nucleotides long. RefSeq names its product putative nucleoporin (NUP54/57). Gene Ontology annotation, molecular function: structural constituent of nuclear pore. Gene Ontology annotation, biological process: protein localization to nuclear inner membrane; NLS-bearing protein import into nucleus; nuclear pore organization. The record is from RefSeq and is a predicted model, not a curated record. Gene Ontology annotation, cellular component: nuclear pore; nuclear pore central transport channel. The coding region runs from base 1 to 1425 and encodes 474 amino acids. The transcript has a single exon. NCBI's taxonomy places the organism in Eukaryota, Euglenozoa, Kinetoplastea, Trypanosomatida, Trypanosomatidae.
AUGUUUGGUGCCAACGCGCCUUCGACGGGCAUCGGUGCCCCUGCUGCCGGCUUCGGAAAGCCCCCAGCAACGUUUGGCACCAGCGCCUUAUCCGGUGCGAACACGACCGCCACCGCUGGCCGUGGCUUCGGUGCUGCGACUGGCGCCUCGGCAACACCGGGCUUCGGCAUCGCGUUCGCAGCCCCUUCGACCAGCACCGCAGCAGCCGGAGGGGCAUCCGGCUUUGGCAGCAGCGCAGCAUCAGGGACCACCGGCUUCGGCGGGGCAGCCGGCUUUGGCAGCAGCGCAGCAUCAGGGACCACCGGCUUCGGCGGGGCAGCCGGCUUUGGCAGCAGCGCAGCAUCAGGGACCACCGGCUUCGGCGCUGGCGGUGGCUUCGGGGCGAAGCCAGGGAGCGGUUUUGGCGUCAGUGCCACCUCUGGCUUCGGAGCACCCGCAACAGGGACCACCGGCUUCGGUGCAGGGGCAACCGCACCGGCAGCGAUCGGCGGUUGGGGCGCGCAGCAGCCCAACCCUGCCAUGCAACCCCAGGCACCCCAACAGCCGCAGCCGACCGUGACGCUGCAGGACUUCGCGCGGCAGAGCGCCCUCGCCAGCUACCUCGUUAAGCUGGACGAGUCUUACAACGCGCUGCACCCCAACUGCCGCUUUAGAGCCUUUGUGUACAACAGUUGCGGGGCGGGGCAGGUCAUGGACGCAAUUCAGAAGGAGCGCUACACGGCCCACCUCAACGGCGGCGGGUGCAGUGAGGAGGCCUACAUGCAGGCUCUCCACCAGAACCCCGACCCCGGCCGCCUCUACCCAUCCCCCAUCCACUUCUCCCAGGAGCUCCUGCGGCGGACUGAGAAGCAGAGGGAAGCCGUGAAGGUGCUGCAGAAGAAAGUGACAGAGCUGCUGCAGGAUAUCGACACAGUGGCGGCCAUGGAUGCCGCGAACGUGCGGCGGCAGCGCGAGGUGGAGCAGGAGGAGGUGAUGCUGCAGCACCGAUGGUACUCGCUUCUGUGCAAGAUGGAGCUGCUUCGCCGUCACGGCAGCUCGUGCGGCGAGGAGGGCCUGCUGAACAGUCGCGUCGAGCAGCUCCGCAAGCUCUUGCGAGCGCCUGGUCGCUUCAGUCAGCUACUGAGUGAGCUGCGGCCGUUCCUGACAGAGGAGGCAUCGCGUGUGGCAAUGAUCACGCAGCAGUCGGCGAACAAGACGGAAGCACGUCAGCAGCAGCAACAGUGCCGCUUCGUCGGUUCCGCGCCAGCAGCGUGGCGGAACGCUGGCAGUCAGCCACUUUUGCGCACCGAGGUGGAUCCGUACAUCAUGAAGGACUGGGUCCAGUUUGCCAAGCAGAUGCAGGACGGGAUCGAGACGCUGAAUGAGCUUCUCAAGACAGAUCUAAAGGAGAUGCAGGCGAUCCGCAGCCGUGUGGAGGCCUCGUAG